Molecule: messenger RNA, 1323 nt
Organism: Diversispora eburnea
Lineage: Eukaryota; Fungi; Glomeromycota; Glomeromycetes; Diversisporales; Diversisporaceae
Source: the annotation of a GenBank genome assembly
AUGGAAAAUCAAGAACCGACUUACGAUGGAGAAAGCGAAACUAAUUCAAAUGUUUCCGCAGAAUUACAAGAAAAAGUUAGAAUUUUGUUUAACCAACUCGCUAUACGUGAGGCGAUUCAACCGUCAUCUACGUCAAGUAAUUCACAAAAGGUAAAAGAAAUGAGCUCUCACAAAUUUUGGAGCACCCAACCGGUUCCAAAACAUGGUGAAACUGUUGAAAAAGAUGGCCCAAUAGAGGGGAACACUCCUUAUGAAAAAAUUCGUAAAGAACCAUAUCCUUUACCAAAAGAAUUUGAAUGGGUAACUUUGGAUCUGGAUAAUGAGAAUGAGCUAAGUGAACUCUAUAUUCUCUUGACAAAUAAUUAUGUCGAAGAUGAUGAUGCAAUGUUCCGUUUUGAUUAUUCCGGAGAAUUUUUGAACUGGGCUCUUAAACCACCAGGUUAUAAGAAAAUUUGGCACGUUGGUGUUCGCGUUAGUGCUACCAAGCGUCUUGUUGCCUUUGUCAGUGGUAUUCCAGCUGACAUUCGGAUUUAUGAUUCCCAUCAGCAUCUUGUCGAAAUCAACUUUCUUUGUGUUCACAAAAAACUUCGGAGCAAAAGAUUGGCACCCGUGUUAAUUAAAGAAAUUACAAGACGCUCUCAUCUUGAAGGAAUAUUUCAAGCAGUUUAUACAGCCGGUGUUGUUUUACCUAGACCUAUUUCCAAAGCUCGGUAUUUUCACCGUUCACUUAAUCCUAAAAAAUUGAUUGAAACAAAUUUUUCACGUUUACCAUUAAACACUCCGAUGUCACGUCUAAUUAAGAAAUUUAAAUUACCAUCUGAGACAUCAACACCUGGGAUUAGACCAAUGUUAGAAAAAGAUAUUCCUGCAGUUCGAGUAUUAUUAAAUAAAUAUAUGAAUAAAUUUGAUUUUGUUGCAGUUUUUAAAACUGAUGAAGAUGUAAAACAUUGGAUUUUAACAAAAGAGAAUGUCAUUUGGUCUUACGUUGUUGAGAACCCUACUACAAAAAAAGUGACAGAUUUCUUUUCCUUUUAUUAUUUGCCUUCUUCUGUUAUUGGAAAUCCAACACAUAAAACUAUAAAUGCCGUAUAUCUGUUUUAUUAUGCUAUUCAGGAAACUGAAGAAAAAGCAUCAAAAAGUAAAUUAAAAAUACUAAUUAAAGAUGCAUUAAUCUUGGCAAAAUUGAAAAAUGUAGAUGUUUUUAAUUGCCUUGAUCUAUUGGAAAACAAAUCAUUCAUUGAUGAACUUAAAUUUGGACCAGGUGAUGGAUAUUUAAAUUAUUAUAUGUAUAAUUGGCGUUGCAGAGAAAUGGGAAGUGAAAAA